AUGUCCAAGUCGUUUCUUUUUCUACUACUAAGUGUCUUGUUAAUGCCGUUGGUAUCAGCAGACACAUGGUCAAGUCUUGGUUGUUAUUCAUCAAUUAAUGUUGCUGAAUCAAAAGGAUCUUAUACCUAUCAAAGUAGUGGUUAUUGCCAGACUCAAUGUAAAGGCUAUAGAAUUGCUGCAUUAAAAGGAGGUAGUGACUGUUACUGUGGUGACGUUGACCCUACGUCAAAAUCUAGUAGUUGUAAUUCAAAAUGUGAUGGGUAUCCACUAGAAAUGUGUGGUGGGGAUAAUUCAUACACCGUUUAUGUUAAUGCAGAUGUUGAUUCAAAAGAAGAUUCAAGUUCAUCCAGUUCAUCAUCAUCAUCUAGUAGUUCCAGUUCCACUUCUAAAUCCAGUUCAUCGUCCAGUUCAUCGUCCAGUUCAUCCUCGUCGUCAACAACAACAACAUCAUCAUCAUCGUCGACUGAUUCACCAACAUCAACAGAGGAUGAUAGUCCUGAAACCACUGAUGAACCGGAAACCACAACUAUAAAAGAAACAACAACAAUGGAGGAAGCAACAUCUGAAACUACAUCUUCGUCAACAAGUUCAUCUUCAUCUUCAUCUUCUUCAUCCACAACAUCUGUAUCUAAAGCACCUCCAUCGACAACAACCAUAAUAUCAUCAACAGUUAUUUCAGGUACACCAAGUGUAAUUUAUAAGACUGUCAUUGCAACACCAUCAACAACUUCACUGGCAUCAUCGACUUCAAGUACAUCAUCAAUUUCUAAUGCUGAUGCGACUCUGUCAGCUUCCGCUUCAGCAACCGCCGAACCACAACAUAAAAGUUCCGUUUCUGGAGGCACAAUUGCUGGUGCUGUUGUUGGUUCCGUAUGUGGUGUUGCCGCAAUUGCCGGAUUGAUAUUUUUGUUUUGUUGGUAUAGAAGACGUAAACAAGAUCAAGAUGAUUUUGAUGAUCAAUUUACUUUAUCUGGUCCAAAAGCAGAUAUGACUCAAACUACAGGUGGAGGAGGUAUUCCUAUUCUUGAUUCAAACCCAUUCUUACUUGCAGGUGGUUAUAACAAUUUUGAUACUUCACAACAACAAACUCCAAGACAACCAUCAGGUAGAGGCAGUGACGCUCUUGCAGUUGGAGCAGGAGCAGGAAGUCUAUCAGGGUAUCAUAAAUAUAAUAGUUCUAGUGGAACCAGUGGUGACGGUAAUCACUCAUUUGGGUCACAACUACAUAACAAUCAAGAUGAAUUUGCCUUUUAUGAUGCCAAUACUAAUGGUAAUGAUCCAAUGAGUCCAAAUUAUUUAAAUGUUGACUCUCCUAAUCCUGAAUAUGGUAGAAGAAAAUUAAGUAAUGGCUCCUUACCUGAUAUGAUUGCAAGAAAUCCAGGUUCCUUGAAAGUGGUUAAUAAUUGA
This is a messenger RNA of Candida tropicalis MYA-3404, 1407 nucleotides long. RefSeq names its product Wsc2p (gene WSC2). The coding region runs from base 1 to 1407 and encodes 468 amino acids. The record is from RefSeq and is a predicted model, not a curated record. The transcript has a single exon. NCBI's taxonomy places the organism in Eukaryota, Fungi, Ascomycota, Pichiomycetes, Serinales, Debaryomycetaceae.